Messenger RNA from Hevea brasiliensis (rubber tree), 1247 nucleotides. RefSeq names its product peroxidase A2. Gene Ontology annotation, biological process: response to oxidative stress; hydrogen peroxide catabolic process. The coding region runs from base 63 to 1103 and encodes 346 amino acids. The record is from RefSeq and is a predicted model, not a curated record. Gene Ontology annotation, molecular function: heme binding; peroxidase activity. NCBI's taxonomy places the organism in Eukaryota, Viridiplantae, Streptophyta, Magnoliopsida, Malpighiales, Euphorbiaceae. The transcript has 4 exons.
AACGAGACCAUUUCUAUACAUUGAAAACUCAUCAAAACCAUUGGCUAGGUACAGAGAGGACGAUGCAUCUCUCUCCAUUGAUGUUGGUGGCGAUAGCUUUAUAUGCAAUUUUAGUUGGAUCAUUAAGACCCCUGGCCUACGCUCAGCUAUCUCCAACAUUUUAUGAUCAAAGCUGCCCAAACGUCUCCAACAUUAUUCGUGGAGUCAUCCAAGAAUCCUUGCAAUCUGAUUCCAGGAUUGGUGCCAGCCUCAUCAGGCUUCAUUUCCACGACUGCUUUGUCAAUGGUUGCGAUGCAUCAAUUUUGUUGGACAAUACUGAUACUAUAGAGAGUGAGAAACAAGCUGCUGCAAAUAACAACUCAGCUAGAGGUUUUGAUGUUGUUGAUACAAUGAAGGCUAGAUUGGAGAGUGCUUGUCCUGGCAUUGUUUCUUGUGCUGAUAUUCUCACUGUUGCAGCUCAACAAUCUGUUGAUUUGGCAGGAGGGCCAACAUGGACAAAUCUACUUGGAAGAAGAGAUAGCUUAACAGCAAGCAGAAGUCAAGCUAAUCUUAGCAUUCCAGGUCCUUUCGAGACCCUUGACCAGCUCAAGUCCAAGUUCACCGCCGUAGGCCUCAACAACAAUACCGAUCUAGUUGCCCUGUCUGGUGCUCACACGUUUGGAAGAGCUCAAUGCAGAACAUUUAGCCCCCGUUUGUACAACUUCAAUAACACUAAUUCUCCAGACCCAACAUUGAACACAACGUAUCUGCAAACGCUUCAACAAAUAUGUCCACAAGGAGGAAAUGGGAGUGUAAUAACUAAUCUUGAUCUAACAACUCCUGAUACCUUUGAUAAUGAAUAUUUCUCCAAUCUUCUAAUUGGAGAAGGCCUUCUCCAGAGUGAUCAAGAACUAUUUAACACUACUGGGGCUGAUACUGUUGCUAUUGUUCAAAAUUUUAGUGCUAAUCAGACUGCUUUUUUUGAAAGCUUUGUGACGUCCAUGCUCAGAAUGGGAAAUCUCAGCGUUUUAACAGGAACUACUGGAGAGAUUAGAUUGAAUUGCAGCAAAGUUAAUGGAAAUUCAUCAGCUGGAGCAGAAACUCUUCUUGUUAGCUCCAUGUGAUUUAAGAAAAACGUUGCAUGCUAAAAUAAGCUGUCAUGAUUAGACCAUAUAUAUAUAUAUAUAUAUAUAUAUAUAUAUAUAUAUAAAUUGGUAUGCUAUUUUAAAUGCUUGAUUUUUAUAUGGAUACAGUGGACAAUUAAGAAA